UGUUCUCUCUCUCUCUCGCUCUCUCUCACACGCACACGGGCCACAUCACAUGAAACAGCGUCCGAACCCAACCCGUUUUGUUUCGCCUCUUCCCCCCUUCUGCUGCCGCUGCUGCUGCUGCUGUCUCCGAACGUGUCCCUCGUCUCCGGUAGAUCCCGGAGCAUGCCCCUCAUUUCGCAGCCUCCAACUCCCCGACACAAGCCCGGGACAGAUCGCUAUACGCCAGAUCUGAAUCGGCCAAAGAAACAAGGUAAGAUUUGAUCGAGGAGACAUUGAGAGAAAGAGAGAGGAGGAGGAGGGAAAGAAGAUGCCGAGCGUGGCGGUGAAGGUGUACAGUUUGUUCUUCAAGCUGUUGCUGAAGCACAAGCUGCAGCACCGGUCGCAGAUGGAGGACGCGGAAAGCCCCUUCGGUGUCACCUCCCGCCCGGAGGAGUCCACCGCCCCGGCUAACCCUUCAUUCGGUCCCGAUGGAGUCGCUACCAAGGACAUCCACAUCGACCCCCUCACCGCCCUCUCCAUCCGCAUCUUCCUCCCGGACCCCUCACUCCACCGCGAGGGUGCCAGGCCCCGUUGGUCCCCCGAUCUCGACCGCCGCAACAGCUACGGCGGUUCCCCCGCCACCCCUUCGCACGACCACGGCCGCCGCAGCAGCUACGACGGAGCCGGAUCCGCGCACGAGAAUGGUAAUGGCGCCGAUGCCGCCGCCGCAGGGAACUACAGAGGAUAUCUGCCGUCCGUCGUGGACGCGCGUCGUCGGACGGACAGAUCGAAGAAGCUUCCGAUCAUCAUCCAGUUUCACGGAGGCGGCUUCGUCGCCGGGAGCAAUACGUCGGCCGCGAAUGAUUUCUUCUGCCGGCGGAUGGCGAAGCUUUGCGAUGCAAUGGUGAUUGCGGUCGGGUAUAGGCUGGCGCCCGAGAGCCGGUAUCCGGCUGCAUUUGACGAUGGGCUUAAAGUGCUGAAUUGGUUGGGGAAGCAGGCAAAACUGGUGGAAUGUAAAAUAUCGAUGGGGACUGCGAGGGGAGGAGGGAUUGGAGAGGUGAGGAGGUCCCAGAUCGUUGAUACAUUUGGGGCGUCCACUGUGGAGCCAUGGCUGGCAGCUCACGGCGAUCCUUCCAGGUGUGUUCUACUCGGUGUAAGCUGCGGGGCUAAUAUUGCAGAUUAUGUUGCUCGAAAAGCAGUUGACGCUGGAAAACUGACAGAGCCAGUCAAGGUUGUCGCCCAAGUUCUGAUGUAUCCGUUCUUCGUUGGAAGCGUCCCCACUCAUUCGGAAAUAAAGCUAGCAAAUUCCUACUUCUACGACAAAUCUUUGUGUCUACUGGCUUGGAAGUUGUUCUUACCCGAGGACGAGUUCAGUCUAGACCAUCCAGCUGCAAACCCGCUCGUGCCAGACAGGGGACCUCCAUUGAGAUGCAUGCCUCCGACGCUCACAGUGAUUGCGGAGCAUGACUGGAUGAGGGACCGUGCAAUCGCGUACUCCGAGGAGCUUCGCAAGGUAAACGUUGACGCACCAGUCCUGGAAUACAAAGAUGCAGUUCAUGAGUUUGCCACACUCGACAUGCUCCUCAAGACUCCUCAGGCACAGGCCUGUGCUGAAGACAUUGCAAUAUGGGUGAAGAAGUAUAUAUCGAUCCGCGGACACGAGUUCUCGUAUUAGAUGUCAAAGCUUUUGGUGUGUUAGAUAUCGGGUUUGGGGGGGGAGAAGAGCAUAGUUGUCACUGAGGCUGCACCUACAGUCGCAUCAGGUUUGAUGUGUUGAAUUCUUUCAUGUUCUUCAUUCUUGUCUGGGUGGGUGUAAUAUGUCAAGAACAGGCUCAGUUAAAUAUAAUGCUGUUCCCUCUUGUUUCUCUCUCA
Messenger RNA from Musa acuminata AAA Group (dessert banana), 1851 nucleotides. Its product is annotated as probable carboxylesterase 11. The transcript has 2 exons. Gene Ontology annotation, molecular function: hydrolase activity. The record is from RefSeq and is a predicted model, not a curated record. Bases 308 to 1654 code for a protein of 448 amino acids. Lineage: Eukaryota; Viridiplantae; Streptophyta; Magnoliopsida; Zingiberales; Musaceae.